AUGAAGAAAUUGUUGGAAGAAAACCGCGAGCAGCUCGAAGCAGCAAUUCAUAAGGAUCUUGGAAGAGACCCAUCAUUCGAGGUCACAUGGGCUAUGAAAGAGAUUGACGAAAAACUGGAACAUCUCGAUGAAUGGAGCGCACCGACAAUAGUCGCUAAGCCACCGCAACUGGAUGCUGAUAAAGAUGAAGUGAUGUUGGUAAAGGAACCAUUUGGAAUGGUGCUGGUGAUUGCGCCAUGGAAUUUCCCACUACUUACCUCGAUGCCAGCGAUUGCUGCUCUCACCGCA
Molecule: messenger RNA, 288 nt
Organism: Cooperia oncophora
Lineage: Eukaryota; Metazoa; Nematoda; Chromadorea; Rhabditida; Trichostrongylidae
Source: the annotation of a GenBank genome assembly